CUGCAGGGCGUGCACCAGGGGCCCGGCUUCCAGCACAGUGCCUUUGGCAGAAUCCGAAUGCGAAUAUGUUCUUACACUGUUUCCCCAGCCACGUGAUGCUCACAUAACUGGAGGAACCCUGUAGCUCUCAAUGAACUUUACACAGCUCUUUCAUCCUGGAGCACUCCCACAUUCUGCUUCCUGAAGCUUUUAUUUUUUGCAUGUCAUUCUUCCUCCCCCCCCCCCCCCCCCUUUUUUUUUUUUUACAGAAACUAUGUGUUGUUAACAGAAGUUUUAAAAUCAGAGUUGAGUGACUCCUAGCAGGUGUUAUUUGGUAAAAACCAUCACCGGUUUCACAUUUAGGAUCCGUGAAUAAUCUUCUGUACAUGAAGAUGCAGGAGGACCUGUCAGGUUGAUUUUCGGCCUUCCCUGGGCUGUGAGCAGCACGUGUGGGAGGGCUGCAGUGCAGCUGUGGUUUGAGCCCUUUGGUCGGUCGCUGGCACUGCAGGUGCAGCGGGGCUGUAGCUCUGUCGGCGAACGGGAGGUGGCAGUGGCUGCUGCAGGAAUAAGAGAUACAGCUCUGCAGAGAAACUAACACACACUGGACAGGCUGGAACCCACGCUCUUCAAAUACGUUGUAAAAAGUAGGAAAUACCCUUUCCUGAAGAGAUGUUGCACAGAAUUUGUUGCACCAAAUUCUGAUGGAUUAGAAAAAAAAUAGGAUAGUAUUUUAAUAUGGAGAAAGAAAAGUUGCUUUUCCUUGGACUGUGAGAGUUGUCUGGCAGCAGUGCUUGAUAAGUGUGUGCUUCCUUUGGGGUCAGCUGCUGUGUGCAGUGCUGUUCCAUUGCUUGGGAUUUGGCUGUUGCUAGGACAUCUUGGGUCAAGUUCAAACCAAAGGCCCAGAGCAGAUAAGACAACCUGGCAUUCCAGAGUCUUUCUGCUCUCCCUCUGUGGCUUAUGGUGUCACUAGGAAUACUUUUCAGAUGUAUUCUGUCAGUAGUCUAUCUUGGACAAUAAAGAAGCAUAAAUAGAACUGUCUGAACUGGAAAACUGUGUUUACAGACUUUGGUGCCUGUCAAAUGUCCACUUCCCGAGUGUAUGCAUUCCCUGAACUCUGUGCUGUUUCUUUUUCAGUUUCAAAGAAGUGUCAGAAGGCUCGUGAGCACUUUGAUACAGUGAGAACACAGAUGGAGUCUCUGAAGACCAAGUUUCCUGCUGAUCAGUAUUACAGGUUUCAUGAGCACUGGAGGUUUGUGCUGCAGCGGCUGGUGUUCCUGGCAGCAUUCGUAGUCUACUUGGAGUCAGAAACAUUAGUGACCCGAGAAGCUGUUGCAGAAAUACUUGGGAUUGAAGCUGAUCGAGAACGGGGCUUUCACUUGGACAUUGAAGAUUAUCUUUCUGGUGUGUUAACUCUGGCCAGUGAGCUGGCCAGGCUGGCAGUGAACAGUGUCACAGCUGGGGAUUAUUCUCGCCCUCUCCGCAUCUCAACCUUUAUCAAUGAGCUGGAUUCUGGAUUCCGCCUCCUCAACCUGAAGAAUGACUCCCUGAGGAAACGUUACGACGGCCUGAAAUACGAUGUCAAGAAAAUUGAGGAAGUGGUUUAUGACUUGUCGAUCAGAGGACUCAAUAAGGAGGCACCAGUUAGUGCAGGCGGGGAGAAGUGAAGGAUGCUCGUUUGAACAGCAUCAUCGAUUACCUCAGAUGGUUGCCAAUUUAGGAAGUACCUAGAGAAGCCUUCCUGCAGUAGUUUAGAAGAACUGCAGCUCAAAGCUGCUCUCUAUUUUCUUACAAAAGGUGUAGUACAGUUGUUAGAUGUUUUGUAAAAUCAUGUCUAGAUUAGGACAGGAGACUGUUUCCAGUGGAAUUCCUCUGUCAAGCACAUGGUGCCAUUCUCUGCACAGCAGCAAUAGUAGUCAGUAACUCCCAUGAGCUGAGAUUCCAAGUAGUUCUGUAGUGCUGCUUCUGUGCUCUGUCAGGGAAGUGCUAUGGCUGUCUCUGCUCCCACACCCUCAGAGGUGUGUGCACAGCACACAGCUCAGUGCAGACACAUGGGAUCUUUUAAGAAACACAGUGUGUAAAUACUUUUUUUUUAAGACUUUUUUUUCCUUUUUGUUUCUUAAAUUUUCACCUAUGUAAGUUGAACAAAUUUGCAUAACUGUUUAUGAACCAGAUCCAGAUCUCUUUGUUAAUGUACCCCCUGUAAUUGAGAAAUUAGUGAAAAUGCUCCUUAGAAUUCCUCUAUUGGAACUGGUGUCUUGCACCCUUUUUUUUUUUUUUUUUCCUUUUCCACAAAGAUUUCAAUAGCCAGGGAGAGCAAGGUUUUCAUAGAUACCUGCUUUCUCUGUCUGAUAUUUGUUUUUACUGGCAUGAGUAAAUGCAGAGUUUUAAAUGAUGAUUUGCCAUGAGAACUCAGUGUAACCAAUUUUUAUGGUUUUUUAACUUCUAAGUUUUCUGAAUAGAGAAGUGUAAACUGAUAAACUGCAGGUGGUGUCUGAGUUGUAACAACCUGUACAGGCCACAACUGUACCUGUGUCCUGGGAUUAAAAAAAAAAAAACACCACAAAACUAUAGUUUGUGUAGUAAAAUGUUUGUAUCUCCAGAAAUGGGGAAGUCACUGCUUUCAGGUAAGUAUAUAAGAUGUUUGCAAAUACCAACAGCCUCUUUCAUGUGUGUAAGUGGACAGACUCAUGUCUCUCUAUGUGCUUGUUCUCUUGUCCUAAAUAACUUUGAGUUUUACCAUUCUCCUACUUCUGGUGGUCCAGGAGGAUUAAGGAGAACAGCAGCUUAGGAGGAGGAGGAAUGCUUCAGAGGAUGAAUGGGAAUGGUCAAGUUCAUGUGGGGUUUGUUAGCGUUUUGGUUUCUUAGUGAAGAUUUACCACUGAAUUAGGGGGUUUUGUUUAUUGGAAGAAAAUGGCUUAUUGGUUAUUUUGGCCAAUAAAAGCUGUUCUUUGAUUAUG
Messenger RNA from Cinclus cinclus, 2936 nucleotides. RefSeq names its product translin (gene TSN). Lineage: Eukaryota; Metazoa; Chordata; Aves; Passeriformes; Cinclidae. Gene Ontology annotation, molecular function: single-stranded DNA binding; RNA binding; sequence-specific DNA binding. Gene Ontology annotation, biological process: RNA metabolic process. Gene Ontology annotation, cellular component: cytoplasm; nucleus. The transcript has 5 exons. Bases 1059 to 1643 code for a protein of 194 amino acids. The record is from RefSeq and is a predicted model, not a curated record.